GUGAACUGCUGGAAAACUGACUGACAGAGAGAGAGAGAGAGAGAGAGAGAGGUUCCUGUCGUGGGUCGGUAUCGUCGCUGCAGCCUCUGCCCUCGUUUUAUGAGAAAAGCAGCGCAGCUCCCGUCGCUCCUCAGAGGUCUGUGGUGCUCCUCUUUAGAGUUUCCUGCUGUUACAUGGUAACACAGAGCUGAAAACAAGAGGGUGUUGAAGAUGGCAGUGUGGAUCCAGGCCCAGCAGCUCCAGGGAGAUGCUCUGCACCAGAUGCAGUCUCUCUAUGGUCAGCACUUCCCCAUCGAGGUGCGGCAUUAUCUGUCCCAGUGGAUAGAGGGCCAGCUCUGGGAUGUCAUAGACCUGGAGAACCCGCAGGAGGAGUUAAAGGCCAAGCGCCUGCUGGACAGUCUUAUACAGGAGCUGCAGAACAAGGCUGAACACCAGGUGGGAGAAGAUGGCUUCCUCCUCAAAAUCAAACUGGGACACUACGCCAACCAGCUCAAGAGCACGUAUGACCGCUGUCCUCUGGAGUUGGUCCGAUGCAUCAAACACAUCCUCUACACGGAGCAGAGGCUCGUCAGAGAGGCCACGAACUCGAGCUCUCCGGUGGGCGGGAUGAUGGACAGCAUGUCUCAGAAAUACCAGCAGAUAAACCAGGCCUUUGAGGAGCUUCGUCUGAUGACCCAGGACACGGAGAAUGAUCUGCGCAAGCUCCAGCACAACCAAGAGUAUUUCAUCAUCCAGUAUCAGGAGAGCCUCCGCAUUCAGGCUCAGCUGACUAGCCUGGCCACACUGCCCCCUGCUGACCGACAGCUACGGGAGCCCGCCCUCCUCAGCAAGAGAGCCACUGUGGAGGCAUGGCUGACCAGAGAAGCCAACACACUACAGAAGUACAGACUGGACCUUGCAGAGAAGCACCAGAAAACGCUGCAGCUGUUGAGGAAGCAACAGACCAUCAUUCUGGAUGACGAGCUAAUCCAGUGGAAGAGACGGCAACAGCUGGCAGGCAACGGGGGUCCGCCGGAGGGAGGCCUGGACAUCCUGCAGUCCUGGUGUGAGAAGCUGGCAGAAACUAUCUGGCAGAACAGGCAGCAGAUUCGGAGAGCAGAGCACCUCAGACAACAACUACCAAUUCCUGGCCCCAUUGAAGAGCUGCUCAACGAACUCAACAGCACUAUCACAGAUAUCAUUUCAGCAUUGGUCACCAGCACCUUCAUUAUCGAGAAACAGCCUCCACAGGUGUUAAAAACCCAAACUAAGUUUGCCGCUACAGUACGACUCUUGGUGGGGGGGAAGUUGAACGUGCACAUGAACCCUCCACAGGUCAAGGCCACCAUCAUCAGUGAACAGCAAGCCAAGGCCCUGCUGAAGAACGAGAACACAAGGAAUGACAGCAGCGGGGAGAUUCUCAACAAUAACUGUGUGAUGGAGUACCAUCAGACCACCGGCACUCUCAGUGCCCACUUCAGGAACAUGUCUUUAAAGAGGAUCAAGCGAUCAGACAGGCGAGGGGCAGAAUCUGUCACAGAGGAGAAGUUCACCAUCCUGUUCGAGUCCCAGUUUAGUGUUGGAGGCAAUGAGCUUGUCUUUCAAGUGAAGACGUUAUCACUUCCUGUGGUGGUGAUAGUUCACGGUAGCCAAGACAAUAAUGCCACGGCAACAGUGUUGUGGGACAAUGCUUUUGCAGAGCCGGGAAGGGUGCCUUUCCUUGUGCCAGACAAGGUGCUCUGGCCUCAGCUGUGUGAUGCCAUCAACAUGAAGUACAAGGCUGAGGUGCAGAGCAACCGAGGCCUGUCCGAGGAGAACCUGGUCUUCCUGGCUCAGAAGGCCUUCAGCAGCUCGAGCAACAACCCCGAUGACUACCGCAGCAUAACCAUGACCUGGUCACAGUUUAACAGGGAAAGCUUGCCAGGGAGGAACUUCACAUUUUGGCAGUGGUUUGAUGGUGUGAUGGAACUCACAAAAAAGCAUCUUAAACCACACUGGAAUGACGGGGCCAUCUUGGGCUUCGUGAACAAGCAGCAGGCUCAGGAUAUGCUGAUGUCCAAACCCAACGGUACUUUCCUUCUGCGCUUUAGUGACUCUGAGAUCGGAGGAAUUACAAUAGCCUGGGUGGCAGAAAAUCCUAAUAAAGCAGGUGAGAGAAUGGUUUGGAACCUCAUGCCCUACACAACCAAAGACUUCUCCAUUCGCUCUCUGGCGGACCGCAUCAGCGAUCUCAAUCACCUCCUGUUCCUCUACCCCGACAGACCUAAGGAUGAGGUGUUCUCCAAAUAUUACACCCCACCCCUCUCCAAAGCAGUGGACGGCUACGUGAAGCCGCAGAUCAAACAAGUGGUGCCCGAGUUUGCAACAGCCAAUCCAGACCCAGCAAUUGGGAACCAAACCUACAUGGAUCACGGUGCAUCGCCAGCACCUGUCAGUCACCCUCACACCUAUGGCAUAUACCCACCUAUGAGCGACUCUAUGCUGGACGCGGACGGAGACUUCGACCUGGACGACACCAUGGAUGUGGCGAGACACGUGGAGGAGCUGCUCCGGCGGCCCGUAGAGAGCCAGUGGGGCGGCCAACAGUCAUGACCCUCGGACCUUUUUAACCUGCGACAACACCAAACGAACCCUGCCUCCCAACUUGCCCCACUCGCAUUGACAUCUCUCAUGGUUUAAUUCCAUCCACUGCUCUUUUGUUUCUGAUAGCUAUAAUGUGAAAUGUUAAUAAUGGUUGUGAUCUAUUUUUUUUUCUCUUUUCAGCAUGAGAGCAUGCACGUCAGUGACUUAUCUUAGUUUUAUUUGUGUCCGUUAGUGUUUGUAAAACAGACUAGGUAUAAAUGCAAAACCUACAAUGUUACAAUAUUGUGAAAACAGAAAAAGAAGAAAUAAUGUUCAUUCACAUUGUGCAUGCAUUUCCAGUUGAUUUUGAACAGAUUUAAACAAUAUGCUACUGUAUGAAGUCAUUUUAACAGCUGAAUGUUUUUAUUUUGUUAUAUUUUCUUCUUUGUAAAUGGGUUAUCAGUAUUUUGAUAGUGACAAGGAACUUGCCCUUUGACAAAAAAGAAACUAGUGAAGAAGUUUCACUCUAAACAACAUGAUCUGAGUCACUGCUCUGCAGAGUUAGUCAGUUUUUCAAAUCUGUAUGCACUAACCUAAAGGCAGAGUCACUCUCAUAGCGACUGACAGCACACACAUCAGCAUAGCAUGGUGUGCACACACAUACACAUACACAUGGGUUGAGUGUAUAAUGUGUUUUUUGUUCUGAUUUCUUCACCAGCUGAAAUGCAGGAGGGAGGUUUACGCUCCUCCCUCGCUCUCACAGGGCUAUCUAUCUUCUGUUUGUACACAGAAAUGCAAAUUGAAGCAUUUACCCGCCGCUGCCUGCUCGUCCUCUCAGGUCCCUCUGUUCCUCUCAUCAAUGCUACCUCGCAUCACUCUACUGACAGUCGUUGUUACUUUCCGUUGUUGUUUCUGCACCACAUCCACACCAGCAGGUACGGUCAUUGGUUUUUUUUUUUUGAUUUUGUCAUUUGAAUUGGCUUGCGUGAAGACGUUCCCUCGCUGACUGUUGGCUGGUUGUUGUUUUAUUUGGUUUUGUUUUUAUGCUUGAAACCACUUACCUGAAGAAAGUGUCAUGUCCGGUCGGCAUGUUUGACUACCAGGAGGCAGUGCUGCUCCCUUCUGACUUCUCUGCCUCUCCGUCCGCUUGGUCCUGUAGUUCCACGUCUCUGUGCGGCCUCUGCCGCCAGCAGCUGAAGACGCGAGGCAUAGAUAGAUGGAUGGGCACAGGCUUUGGAUGCUUGCACACUCUCACCAGGCCACAUUUAGAACACGAGCCUGUCCAGUUGAGUCAGUCUGCCUCUUCGUCUGGCUUUUGUUUUUCGAGAUUUCCAGAUCAGUUUUCAUUGUGCAUCACCUGUUUGUGCUACACACUAAAGAUAACAAGUAAAUUAGUGUGGUAGAGAAUGCUGAGACUAUUACCCCACUGCCUCCACUUGAUACAAACAUAUUCACACACAGAACACUCACUAGAUUACGUGUCAUUGAUAAAAGCCUUGCACCUCAGGAAUAAAUCGCUUUGCUCAGCUGAUGUAUAAGCCAAAUAGAAAAAGAUCUAUGUGCACAGAAUAUAUGAAUUUAUUUUCUCUUUCAUAAUUCUAUGUUAUUAUUGUUUCUCUGGCACUGCCCUUAUGAAUGUAACCCCUUUGCAUGACCCUGCUGAGGAUUUACAUACAAACAACCCCCCCCCCCUCCGUCUGAGCAGAAGUUCCGUGUUGCCAGAAGUACCAGUUGAAAACAGGACAAAGAGCAACUGGAAAUUUGAGAAGAAUUGACGACGUACUUUGUUUUUGUCCGACAGACAUUACAUCACAGUAUUUAAAGAUAUUCCCUCAUGCUAUUUCUUUUUCUAUCUCCUCCUCUGUUUUUCAAAUCUCAGCCUGCACAGGCCGUCUCGUGAUAUAUCCUUAUUACCAUAAUUCGUCAUUCAUUUUUUUCUUUCGAGCUUUGUUCCACUAUAGACUGUGUACUUUUUCAAUGACGUAGAUGGCGCUGUGUGCUGUUUGAUGUAUGUACCAUGUUUCGUGGGUCGGGUUUAUCACUUGGAGGUUUUCCAAGAGAAACAGCUGUUGAGUUGAAAAAGAAGAAAAUAAAGUUUUAUAAAUAAUUUCAACAAAGCCUGUAGAAGUACGGACGAUCUUGAUGUCACUACAAAAUAAAUGCUUUUUUUAUGUGUGCAGUCACCAUC
This is a messenger RNA of Paralichthys olivaceus (Japanese flounder), 4729 nucleotides long. The record is from RefSeq and is a predicted model, not a curated record. NCBI's taxonomy places the organism in Eukaryota, Metazoa, Chordata, Actinopteri, Pleuronectiformes, Paralichthyidae.